UGCUCACUGAGAGACCAGUCUGUGACAUUACACACAAGCACAGCACAUCACUGCUGCCUACAGACAUGGGUUGUUAUGAAUGCUGUAUGCGUUGUCUGGGAGGAGUGCCGUAUGUCUCUCUGGUGGCCACUCUGCUGUGUUUCUCUGGCAUUGCUCUGUUCUGCGGCUGUGGACAUCAGGCCCUUACAGAGAGCGAAAGACUUAUCGAGACGUACUUCACCCGUGACCAUCAGGACUACAUCACCCUAGCGUACCUUAUUGAGUAUUUUCAGUACAUCAUUUAUGGCCUGGCCUCCUUCUUCUUCCUGUACUGUAUAGUCCUGCUGGCUGAAGGUUUUUACACCACCAGUGCAGUCCGGCAGUCAUUUGGAGAAUUUCGUAGUACAGUUUGUGGUCGCUGUCUCAGCACAAUGUUCAUUGUGAUCACAUAUGUCCUGGUUGUGGUCUGGUUGCUGGUGUUCUCCCUCUCUGCGCUUCCUGUCUACUUUUUCUACAACAUGGCAAACACCUGUCACACUAUCAACAUCCUCUCUGAGACGCCCUCCAGCAUCAACCAGCUGUGCAUUGAUGCCAGACAGUACGGUUUACUUCCAUGGAAUGCAGUACCAGGAAAGGCUUGUGGGAUGACCCUGUCUAAUGUCUGCAAGACAAGAGAGUUUUUCCUGAUCUAUGAUCUCUACACCGCUGCCUUCGCUGGAGCGGGGAUGACAGUCUUGGCUCUGAUUCACUGUCCACUGCAUCUAGCAGCAUGUCAGCUUGUUUUAAAAGAGCGUCACCGCAGAGAGAAGGAGGAGAGGAGGCUGCACACGCUCUUUGGCCGAGUGUUAAAUGAACACAGAGGAAGUCUCUGUUCUCCUUAUGUGCUUCACGCAGCUGACGUGUGACUUGUGUGACGUGUGCACGCUUUCUGCUGACUACAAGAGGUCUGGUUAUUGUAUUAUUCCUGAGAAUACCAAAAACAUUGAUUUGAUGUUAUAAAAUAAACACUAUAUUUCAGUUAAGAAGAUUAUGUUACCAGGAUAAACAGGAAAGAGCAUUUUGUUUAACAUGUUGAAAACUAUGACGGUAUAUAUAAACCACACAAUAUGAUUGCUGUUGCAGUUUGUUUAUUCAUCACGCUGGAUUCUUGCAAAGUAAAUUUGCAAAUAAAAGAAGUCUUGGCCUCCUUAUUGCACUGGAGAUGACGUGAAACAGUAGGGUAAUACAACUCCUGCUUUCAAAACACCACACAUUUAGUCU
This is a messenger RNA of Sinocyclocheilus anshuiensis, 1239 nucleotides long. RefSeq names its product myelin proteolipid protein-like. The transcript has 7 exons. Bases 66 to 884 code for a protein of 272 amino acids. Gene Ontology annotation, cellular component: plasma membrane; myelin sheath. Gene Ontology annotation, molecular function: structural constituent of myelin sheath. NCBI's taxonomy places the organism in Eukaryota, Metazoa, Chordata, Actinopteri, Cypriniformes, Cyprinidae. The record is from RefSeq and is a predicted model, not a curated record. Gene Ontology annotation, biological process: axon development; central nervous system myelination.